Molecule: messenger RNA, 1778 nt
Organism: Drosophila persimilis
Lineage: Eukaryota; Metazoa; Arthropoda; Insecta; Diptera; Drosophilidae
Product: ATP-dependent RNA helicase p62
Exons: 4
Coding region: 77-1714 (545 amino acids)
Cellular component (GO): ribonucleoprotein complex; nucleus; cytoplasm
Molecular function (GO): ATP binding; RNA binding; RNA helicase activity
Source: RefSeq, a predicted model, not a curated record
AACUGAGAUACAACUGAAGAUGCUUGCUCUGGAAAUACCCAAUUUUAUUGGCCCCUGUUGAGAGAAAAAUCCAAUUAUGUCGCCACCUCGCAGCGGCUUCAAUCGAGGAUUUGGGCGCAGCGGCGGAAGUGUGCAUACGGGUCGCGUAGAUAGAAGACACAGACAGUCCCAUGGCAAAGGGAGUCCACGGCGCAGGAACGGAGGAGCUAAUCGCAGUGGUGCUGGUGGAAUGAAUGAUGAUUUCAAUGAUCUUCCCAGCGCCAGGUGGUCGGAUAUGCGCCUAACAGCUUUUGAGAAGAACUUUUAUCGUGAACAUCCCACAACCCAGAGCCGGCCAUCGCACGAGGUCGAGCUGUUUCGGAGACAGCACCAAAUCGCCAUUCGUGGACAGGCUCCGAAUCCCAUACAGUUCUUUGAGGAAGUGUGCUUCCCCGACUACUGCAUGGACGAGAUCCGGCGCCAGAGGUACUCCGAGCCCACGCCGAUCCAGGCACAGGCCUGGCCCAUAGCUCUAUCAGGGCACAAUCUGGUCGGCAUAGCCAAGACGGGAUCUGGCAAGACGCUCGCCUUCAUUCUGCCUGCCAUCCUGCAUAUCAAUGGACAGCAGCCGUUGCAGCGCGGCGAGGGACCCAUAGCCCUGGUGCUCGCUCCCACCCGGGAACUGGCCCAGCAGAUACAGUCGGUGGCCAAUGACUUUGGCUCCAGCGCCUUUGUGCGCAACACCUGUGUCUUUGGAGGAGCACCGCGGUCCAAGCAGGCCAGCGACCUGAAGCGUGGAGUCGAGAUUAUCAUCGCAACACCGGGCCGAUUGCUUGACUUUCUGCAGUCUGGAGCCACAAAUCUCCGCCGAUGCACAUAUCUUGUACUGGACGAAGCCGACCGCAUGUUGGACAUGGGCUUUGAGCCGCAGAUCCGUAAGGUACUCGGCCAGAUCCGACCGGACCGUCAGAUACUCAUGUGGAGCGCCACUUGGCCUAAAGAGGUGCGUCAACUGGCCGAAGACUUUCUCGGCAGCUACAUUCAGAUCAACAUCGGGUCCUUGGAGUUGUCGGCCAAUCACAACAUACGGCAGUACGUGGAGGUGUGCGGAGAGCACGAGAAGAGUGCUAAGCUCAAGGACCUGCUGUCGCACAUCUACGAUCAGGCGCACGCACCGGGCAAGAUAAUUAUAUUCGUGGCCACAAAGAAGAAAACGGACGAACUGGCCAGAUUCAUAAACGCAUUUGGGGUUAGUGUUGGAUCGAUACACGGCGACAAGUCCCAGAUGGACCGCGAUAGUGUACUGAACGACUUCCGAAGCGGACGGGCGAAUAUCCUGGUGGCCACAGACGUAGCUGCGCGCGGCCUGGACGUGGACGGCAUUAAGUAUGUCAUUAAUUUCGACUAUCCGCAGUCGUCGGAGGACUACAUACACCGGAUCGGGCGGACGGGCAGAAAGCUCUCAAAGGGCACGUCCUAUGCAUUUUUCACGCGCAAAAACGCCAGGUGCGCACGUGCUCUGAUUGAUAUACUUCGCGAAGCGAACCAGAAUGUUAAUCCCGAAUUGGAGAAUCUGGCACGCGGCGGUGCUGGAGGUGCAGGAGGCGCUGGAGGAGGUCUCGAACCGCGAUCCCGCGUAGGCCGAGGCUCUGCCAGGAACCAUGGAUCGGGAAGGUAUACUCGCAAUGCAAAUAAGAAUACGAAUUCAAGUCGGGCCCGGGCAGAUCCUCGCUAGAUCCUCGCUAGUGUUUCUUGAGCCAAAUAAAAUGAAACUUUUUAAAAGCUUUCAAUGAAAACUA